AUGCAAAAAGCAUCGACCGGCUAUAGCCAAUCGGUCCUUCCUUUCUAUUCCAGCUGUCUGUCUGGCUACCUCGAUCAUCACCUCUCUCUCUCUCCUUUUCUUCUCUGUGAAGUUCUUUCCGAUUACUCUCCUCUUUCAAGCUGUUGUCAAGCUUUUUGUCUUCUGCGCGGUUGCUUGUUGAUAUCAAGGAUCAGCACCAGUGAUUACCUGGACCACACAGAUAGCUGGAGUAAUGGUACAAUCAUCCUCAAGCUCCGGAAUAUUUUUCCAAGGAGAAGGUCAAUUCCAGUCUUGAACAGUGUCGAGAGCUCAGGGCUGAAUAACCAGGCGAGUUCUCUGGUAACCGAUGCUAACUCGGGCCUUUCGGGUGGUCCCCAUAUUCAGAGAAGUUCGAGCAUUAAUACAGAAUCUUAUACGAGAUUGCCUGCAUCACCCAUAUCCUUCUCGUCUAAUAAUAUUGCCAUAUCUGGUUCGUGUACCAUGGAUGGAUCCUCUGUUGUGCAACCGAACUCCAGUCAUGAUCAACCCAGUCAACAAAGCCGGGGGCGGGGCCGUGGGCGAGGGCGUGGCCACAUGGGUGGAUCUAGUGUGGCAUCUUUGCCAGGGACGAGGCAAGUUCAGUUUGCUAGUCAUCAGAAGGUGCUGGACUCUUUUACACGGGAUGUAAAUACUAUACCCCGGCUGCAAAAAAGGCAACGUUUGGAGACCAAGCAGGAAGACAUUUUACAGCAGCAGGUUUUGCAGCAGGUUUUGCAGAGACAAGAUUCAAUGCACUUGCAGAAUUCUAAUCCUCAACUGCAAGCUCUGAUGCAAGAACAGAGGUUAAGGCAGCAGGAGCAGCAACAACAGUUUCUACAGGCUAUGACACCAAGUCAGAGGGUGCAGUUUUUGCAGCAGAAUCAGCAACAACUUCAGUUAAGUCAGCAACAUCAAAUUCAGGGAGUGUUGCCUGCAUGUGGGGGACCUCGGCUUUCUGAAAGUGGUGUGUGCUCACGUCGUCUAAUGCAGUACUUGUAUCAUGAGAGACAAAGGCCUUCUGACAAUUCUAUUGGGUAUUGGAGAAAAUUUGUGGCGGAGUAUUACUCUCCACGUGCGAAGAAGAGAUGGUGUCUAUCACGGUACAACAAUGUCGGGCAUCGUUCAGCUGGGGUGAUUCCCCAGGGGGCAGCGGAUGCAUGGCUGUGUGAUUUAUGUGGUUCAAAAUCUGGAAGAGGAUUUGAGGUUACUUUUGAAGUGCUCCCAAGGCUUCAUGAGGUCAAAUUUGGAAGUGGGGUGAUUGAUGAGCUUCUAUUUCUGGACUUACCCCGUGAAUUAAGAUUUGCCUCGGGAUUAAUGAUGCUAGACUAUGCAAAGGUUGUUGAAGAGAGCGUAUACGAGCAAGUUCGUGUUAUUCGUGAGGGUCAGCUUCGCAUCAUAUUCACUCCUGACUUAAAAAUUUUGUCGUGGGAAUUCUGUGCCAGUCGACAUGAAGAACUCCUUCCUCGUAGAUUGGUUGCUCCUCAGGUCAACCAACUACUCCAAGUUGCGCAAACAUGCCAUAGCACAUUAUCUGAAGGUGGUGCGGAGGGAAUUUCACAGUCGGAUUUAAAGUCAAGUAGCGUCAUGGUUGUAGCAGCUGGGCGUCAGCUUGCUAGAAGUUUGGAGUUACAGUCAUUAAAUGACCUCGGCUUUUCCAAAAGAUAUGUUCGAUGUUUGCAGAUAGCUGAUGUUGCUAAUAGCAUGAAAGACUUGAUGGAUUUCUGCAGAGAAUACAAACAAGGACCCCGUGAGGGCUUGGAGAACUUCACGGGACGUGCCACUGUGCCAGAUGUCGAAGCUUAUCAGACAGGACUUAAGGGCCCACCAACCGAUGCCAACUGCCUAAGGGCAUUCAGCCAAAUGAGCAGCAUAAACCAGCUCGUUAAUAGCCGAGGAGCUUCAAGUGGAUCACCACUAGCCUCCACUGCAUUGACCAACUGCCAAAAUUCGCUGACCAGACAAAACUCCAUGAACUCGACCAAUAGCCCGAUUCUGAAAGAGCCAUUACCUUCCAACCAAGCUCAGUCCUCAUCAAUGCCGGGCCCAUCUCGUUUUUCUCCUGGAAUUUUGCCUAAUGGAAUGGUGUUGCAGCAAUAUCUGCAGGGUAUGGGUGAAAGGUAUGAGGGGCAGACCCUUUAUUCGCAAAAUCAAGGUGGUCAAUGGGCCGGUCAAGGUGGGUGGUUGAGUAGGAGCAGCAGCUUUAAAGCAGCCUCUUCUGGAAACGAGUUCCCUGAUCCUGUGGGUUUGAGCCAAACGGCGCCAGAUUUGACGCAAAGUCGGUAUGGGACAGAUGAGAUAGGGUAUUUUACCGGUAGUGGGUUUUUCGACAAUGAUUUCGAUGGAAAUAUGAAAUUCAGCCAGAGGAUAUAA
This is a messenger RNA of Striga hermonthica, 2388 nucleotides long. Lineage: Eukaryota; Viridiplantae; Streptophyta; Magnoliopsida; Lamiales; Orobanchaceae. The record is from the annotation of a GenBank genome assembly.